UUCUCUCAUCACUGAUCACUUCACAGUUGAGUUAUCUGCAAUGGCUACCCUGCAGAAAUCUGCCAGCUCUUUCCUUGUGGGGACUCUGGCCACCAGCUACCUCUUCCUCAUUGCCCUCUCAGUGCAGGGCGGAACAGCUGCACCCAUCGGUUCUCAAUGCAGGCUUGACAAGGGUGACAUCGUCUCGGGGUAUAUCAACAACAUUACCUACAAGCUGGCCGACGAGGCUAGUUUGAUGGAUAACAACACAGAUGUUCAGCUCUUUGGAGCAAACCUGUUCCAAGGAGUCAGUCAGAUGACAGAGCAGUGCUACUUGAUGAAGCAGGUGCUGAAAUUUACCCUUGCAGAAGUGCUGUUGCCCCAAUCAUACAGAUUCCAGCCCUACAUGAAGGAGAUGGUGGGCAUCCUGGACCUGAUCAGCAACAAGCUAAACCAAUGCCACAUUGAGAGUGACAACCAGCAUAUCCAGAGAAAAGUGCAGGAGCUGAAGGACACAGUGAGAAAGCUUGGGGAGAGUGGCGAGAUCAAGGUAAUUAGCGAAGUGAAUUUCCUGCUCGACAGACUGAAAGAGGCUUGCCUUCGAUCAGAGGAAAGCUGGAAAAUGAAUAACUAACCCUUCUUGCCUGUUAGGAAAAACAAUAAGAUCCCCAAAGGUUUAUCUUUUACCAAAUGGAAAAUGGGAAGUUAAACUUCACAAUGAUGGGUGGAUUCUAAAUAAGUGUCUACUGAGUGUAAAAAAAGAAAA
This is a messenger RNA of Talpa occidentalis (Iberian mole), 745 nucleotides long. It is a transcript of the gene IL22, whose product is annotated as interleukin 22. NCBI's taxonomy places the organism in Eukaryota, Metazoa, Chordata, Mammalia, Eulipotyphla, Talpidae. The record is from RefSeq and is a predicted model, not a curated record. The coding region runs from base 41 to 613 and encodes 190 amino acids. Gene Ontology annotation, cellular component: extracellular region. The transcript is spliced from 5 exons.